This is a messenger RNA of Grus americana (Whooping crane), 6428 nucleotides long. It is a transcript of the gene DOCK2, whose product is annotated as dedicator of cytokinesis 2. The transcript is spliced from 52 exons. Gene Ontology annotation, molecular function: small GTPase binding; guanyl-nucleotide exchange factor activity. Gene Ontology annotation, cellular component: plasma membrane; cytoplasm. The record is from RefSeq and is a predicted model, not a curated record. The coding region runs from base 186 to 5690 and encodes 1834 amino acids. Gene Ontology annotation, biological process: cell migration; small GTPase-mediated signal transduction. Lineage: Eukaryota; Metazoa; Chordata; Aves; Gruiformes; Gruidae.
AGAACAGCAGCAAAUCUCACAGAACCCUUGCAGCUGCCUCAGCCGCCUGCUAGUCCCUAGCGACAGCAGCUGGAAAACAGAUCUUGCUUCCAGUGCCUGUGCGUGUUACCCAUCUUCAAGUCUGCGCCCUGUAAAUCUUGGUUUUCCUGGUGGUGGGUAUCCUUCGGAACCUCACGGAUUCAUGUAUGAUGGCGAGAUGGCACAAGACAGACAAGAGUGGCGUGGCUAUAUACAAUUUCAAAGGUACAGGAAUACCACAACUACCUCUACAGAUUGGUGAUGUGGUGCAUAUCUUGGAGUCCUGUGAAGAUUGGUACAAGGGUUACCUAGUAAGACAUAAAGGAUCAGAGGGAAUAUUUCCAAAAUCUUUCAUCCACAUCAAGGAAGUUACUGUUGAAAAGAAAAGACAUACGGAAAAUACAAUACCUGCUGAAAUUCCUUUAGUUCAAGAAGUUACCACUACUCUCUGGGAAUGGGGAAGCAUCUGGAAACAGCUCUAUGUGACAAAUAACAAAGAGCGGUUCCAGCAGGUGCAAUCUAUGAUGUAUGACUUAAUGGAGUGGCGGUCACAGCUUCUGUCUGGGACUUUGCCAAAAGAUGAGCUCAAAGAACUCAAACAGAAAGUCACUUCCAAAAUUGACUACGGUAACAAAAUACUUGAGCUAGAUCUAAUAGUUAGAGAUGAAGAUGGAAAUAUCUUGGAUCCAGAUAAAACCAGUGUCAUCAGUCUAUUUCAUGCACAUGAAGAAGCAACUAAUAAAAUCAUUGAACGAAUUAAGGAGGAAAUGUCAAAGGAUCAACCGGAUUAUGCAUCAUACUCCCGAAUGUCUUCAUCCCCUACCCACAGCCUAUAUGUCUUUGUGCGGAAUUUUGUUUGCCGCAUUGGAGAGGAUGCAGAACUCUUCAUGUCACUAUAUGAUCCACAGAAAUUAACAGUUAUAAGUGAGAACUACUUGGUGAGAUGGGGGAGUAGAGGCUUUCCAAAGGAAAUUGAUAUGCUCAACAAUCUUAAAGUAGUGUUCACGGAUCUUGGAAAUAAAGACCUUAGUAGAGACAAAAUUUAUUUAGUUUGUCAAAUAGUCCGAGUUGGAAGGAUGGAUCUCAAAGACAGUAACUCAAAGAAAUACACACAAGGACUAAGGCGGCCUUUUGGAGUGGCAGUUAUGGAUAUUACAGAUAUCAUAAAAGGAAAAGCAGAAAGUGAUGAAGACAAGCAGCAUUUCAUUCCCUUUCACCCGGUAGUGGCAGAGAAUGACUUUUUACACAGUCUCCUAAGCAAAGUCACUGCAUCAAAAGGAGACAGUGGUGGACAAGGUCUCUGGGUAACUGUGAAAAUGCUUGUUGGAGAUGUGAUUCAAACUAGGAAGGACUACCCACAUCUUGUAGACAGAACCACAGUUGUUGCUAGAAAGCUAGGAUUUCCUGAAAUAAUCAUGCCAGGAGAUAUAAGAAAUGACAUUUAUAUUACAUUGCUGUAUGGAGAUUUUGAUAAAUACAAUAAAACAACCCAAAGAAAUGUGGAAGUGAUAAUGUGUGUCUGUGAUGAAGAAGGAAAAGUGAUGCCAAAUGCUGUUUGCUUGGGAGCAGGAGACAAACCCGUGAGUGAAUAUAGAUCGGUUCUUUACUAUCAGGUCAAACAGCCACGUUGGAUGGAAACGUUAAAGGUAGCAGUCCCUAUUGAAGACAUGCAAAGGAUACACCUGCGCUUCAUGUUCAGACACAGGUCAUCUCAAGAAUCUAAAGAUAAAGGAGAAAAGAAUUUUGCAAUGGCCUACAUAAGACUAAUGAAGGAGGAUGGAACAACGCUUCAAGAUGGCACCCAUGAUUUGUUAGUCCUAAAGGGGGACAGUAAAAAAAUGGAGGAUGCUAGUGCUUACUUGACAUUACCUUCUACGCGUCAACACACGGAAAAUAAAGGAGCAACCAUAGUCAGGAACUCAAGUAUUAUAGGGGGGCUUUCAGUAAGCUCACGAGAUGCAUUUUAUAUUUCAACUCUUGUUUGUUCUACAAAGUUAACUCAGAAUGUGGGCUUACUAGGUCUCUUGAAGUGGCGUAUGAAGCCAGAGCUACUUCAGGAGAACCUCGAAAAACUGAAGAUUGUGGAUGGGGAGGAAGUUGUGAAGUUUCUCCAAGAUACGCUGGAUGCCCUGUUUAACAUCAUGAUGGAACAUUCCCACAGUAAUGAGUAUGACAUCCUUGUCUUUGAUGCACUGAUAUAUAUCAUAGGACUCAUUGCAGACCGUAAGUUUCAACAUUUUAACACUGUUUUGGAAGCGUAUAUCCAACAGCAUUUCAGUGCAACGUUGGCAUACAAGAAAUUAAUGAGUGUUCUGAAGACUUACUUGGAUACCUCCAGCCGAGGGGAGCAAUGCGAACCUAUCCUAAGAACUCUGAAAGCACUGGAAUAUGUUUUCAAGUUCAUCGUUAGAUCAAGGACAUUAUUUUCACAAUUAUAUGAAGGCAAAGAACAAAUAGAAUUUGAAGAAUCUAUGAGGAGACUCUUUGAAUCCAUCAACAACCUGAUGAAAAGCCAACAUAAAACUUCCAUUUUGUUGCAGGUUGCUGCAUUGAAGUACAUACCGUCAGUUCUUCAUGAUGUUGAAAUGGUCUUUGAUGCCAGGUUACUGAGCCAACUACUAUAUGAAUUUUACACUUGCAUUCCACCAGUGAAACUGCAGAAGCAGAAAGUGCAGUCCAUGAAGGAAAUAGUACGCAGCAACCUUUUUAAAAAGCAAGAAUGCAGGGACAUUCUGCUUCCUGUGAUUACAAAAGAGCUGAAGGAGUUACUGGAACAGAAGGAUGAUCAGCAGGUCCUAGAGAAGAAGUACUGUAUUGAAUUACUCAAUAGCAUCCUGGAGGUUCUGAGCUGUCAAGACCCUGCAUCAACUUAUCACCAUAUUCAAGAAAUAAUGGUACAGUUAUUACGCACAGUGAAUAGAACUGUUAUUACCAUGGGACGAAGUGAUCCCUUAAUCAGUCAUUUUGUGGCAUGCAUGACAGCGAUCUUAAACCAGAUGAACAACCAGCAUUAUUCAGUUUAUAUUGAAACUUUUCAGACAAGUUCAGAACUAGUGGACUUCUUGAUGGAAACGUUCAUAAUGUUCAAAGAUCUCAUUGGAAAGAAUGUUUACCCUUCAGAUUGGAUGGCAAUGAGCAUGGUGCAGAACAGGGUGUUCUUGAGGGCCAUCAACAAAUUUGCAGAGACAAUGAACCAGAAAUUUCUGGAGAAUAUGAAUUUUGAAGUCCAACUGUGGAACAACUAUUUUCAUUUGGCUGUGGCUUUUAUUACCCAAGAUUCACUACAGCUAGAAAACUUUUCUCAUGCAAAAUACAACAAAAUCCAGAGCAAAUAUGGAGAUAUGAGACGUUUAAUUGGCUUUGCUAUCCGUGACAUGUGGUACAAACUUGGUCAGAAUAAAAUUUGCUUUAUUCCGGGGAUGGUUGGACCCAUCUUGGAAAUGACUCUUAUUCCAGAAGUUGAACUACGAAAAGCCACAAUCCCAAUUUUCUUUGACAUGAUGCUGUGUGAAUAUCAAAGGACAGAAGAAUUUAGAAAGUUUGAAAAUGAAAUAAUUUUGAAGUUGGACCAUGAGGUGGAAGGAGGACGUGGGGAUGAACACUACAUGCAGUUGUUUGAGUCCAUUCUUACAGAGUGUGCGCGUCAGUAUCCCACCAUUUCUCGAUCGGUUGAAAAUUUUGUCAACCUAGUUAAAGGCCUCUUGGAGAAACUGCUGGAUUACCGAACUGUGAUGAAUGAUGAAAGCAAGGACAACCGCAUGAGCUGCACUGUGAACUUACUGAAUUUCUACAAGCACAUUAACCGGGAAGAGAUGUAUAUCAGAUAUUUGUAUAAAUUAAGAGAUCUUCAUUUAGAUUGUGAGAAUUACACGGAAGCAGCAUAUACCCUUCUACUCCAUACGUGGCUCUUGAAGUGGUCAGACGAACAGUGUGCACCCCAAGUCAUGUCGACAGAGUUCCAGUGUUCACAGACCUAUCGACACUUGAAAGAGAAUUUGUAUGAGAAGAUCAUAGAAUACUUUGACAAAGGAAAGAUGUGGGAAGAAGCCAUAUCUUUAUGCAAAGAACUUGCAGAGCAGUAUGAAAAGGAAGUUUUUGACUAUGAACUUCUAAGUCAAAACCUGAUUCAACAAGCAAAGUUCUAUGAAAACAUCAUGAAAAUUCUGAGACCUAAACCAGACUAUUUUGCUGUUGGGUAUUAUGGACAAGGAUUCCCCACAUUUCUAAGGAACAAAGUAUUCAUCUAUCGUGGGAAGGAAUAUGAGAGGAGAGAGGAUUUCCAGGCACAGCUGAUGAGUCAGUUUCCCAUUGCAGAGAAGAUGAACACCACCUCAGCACCUGGAGAGGAUGUGAAAAACUCUCCUGGUCAAUAUAUCCAGUGUUUUACAGUGCAACCAGUCCUGGAGGAGCAACCUAAAUUCAAAAAUAAGGCAGUACCUGAUCAAAUUCUAAAUUUUUAUAAGUCCAACAAUGUGCACCGGUUCCACUAUUCAAGACCAGUCAGAAAAGGAUCUGUGGACCCUGAAAAUGAAUUUGCUUCUAUGUGGAUUGAGAGAACAUCGUUUGUUACAGCAUACAAACUUCCUGGAAUUUUACGAUGGUUUGAGGUUGUCUCCAUGUCACAGACUACAAUUAGUCCUUUAGAGAAUGCUAUUGAGACUAUGUCCACAACAAAUGAAAAAAUUUUGAUGAUGAUUAACCAGUACCAAAGUGAUGAGAACCUUCCUAUUAAUCCACUUUCUAUGCUUCUGAAUGGAAUUGUUGAUCCAGCUGUUAUGGGUGGCUUUGCUAAAUAUGAGAAGGCUUUCUUUACAGAAGCAUAUAUCAGAGACCAUCCAGAGGAUCAAGAAAAGCUUAAUAGACUCAAAGAUCUAAUUGCUUGGCAGAUACCUUUCCUUGGGGCUGGAAUUAAAAUUCAUGAAAGAAGAGUUUCUGAUAAUCUUCGUCCUUUCCAUGACCGUAUGGAGGAAUGUUUCAAGCAUUUAAAAGUUAAAGUGGAAAAACAAUAUGGAGCCAGAGAAUUGCCAGAUUUUGAUGACAAGAGAGUAGGACGGCCAAGAUCCAUGCUGAGAUCCUAUCGUCAGUUAUCAGUUAUUUCACUGACUUCCAUGAAUUCGGACUGCAGUACUCCAAACAAAAUUGCCUCAGAAAGCUUUGAUCUGGAAGUAGUGCUACCAAAGCCAGUAAAAGCAGAAUCAGAGGAGACUGCUCUGCAAAUUAAUCCUCACCCUGAAGUAAAGAUGAGAAGGUCCAAAAAAAGAACAAAAAGAAGCAGUGUGGUGUUUGCUGAUGAGAAGACAGCACCUGACAUUUCUAUCUCCGACAUGAAAUGUCUGUCAAGGAAAUACGAGUUCAUGAGUGACACCAACCUCUCAGAACAUGUAGUAGCACCUCAGAAAACAUCUGUCCUCAAGCAGAUGAGUUCUGUCAGUCGUUCUAUGCCAACUAUCCCAGGAUUAACUCUGUCCGUCAGCCCAGUGGCACCUGAUGAAACAAUUGCAUCACAUAGGUUGAGUCAGCCAGUGUUUCCUUCCACCUCAGAUGGUGACAAGAAAACCUUGAAAAAAAAGAAAGUGAACCAGUUAUUUAAAACAAUGCGGAUUUCCAGAGUUCUAGAAGAUGGAAAGCAGUCUGUGGAGCACCAUUUCAAAUCUUCAUCUACAGAUCUGUAAUUCAUUCCAUUACAAGACCACUUCUCAACCGAAAAUAAUUAUAUAUAAAUACAUAUCCUAUUUUGGACCACUGUCUCCUCUAAAGAAAGGCACUGAUAACAUAGAUGGCUAAUAGAGAAUAUGAACUAUAUUCAUGGGCUCUGAUAAGUUACUUGUGAUACAGAUACAGGAAUAACAUUUGAAGACAAUACUAAAGGAUGUGCCCACCAGGAUAUGGAACAAAAGUUUAGUGAGCCUCUGGUUAUAUAGAUCAAAGGGCAUUGUGUGUUCCUUGGUGACAAAACUUGUUCUGGGAAGAAAGAUGUAUUAAAAGGCCAUCUACAAUGGUUACUAUAUAAUGUAAGUCAGAUCCUAUUCUUAUCAAAGAGCACAGAAGUUAUCGGUUUGUGUAGCUUGUAUAGACACACUCCAGUUAUCUUUAAACUAUUGCGGGCAGUGUAGUCAAGGCAACAGAUGGCUCAGCACAAAAUAGCCACUGACAAUUUACUCUGUGGCUGUAGCUGGAUUUACAGUCCUCAGAUCCUUCUGUUGCUCCCACCACACUGCUCUGUAUCCUCCAUCCUUCUCAGGGUGAUGUCCAUGACUGUGACACCAUAUGCCUGAAUUUUUUUCAGAACAGUGGCUAUUGUGUUGAAAACAUCUGCAAAAGUUUAUUUACACAUGUACAAAUUACAUCCAGCAGUAUGAUAAACAAAAGCUGCAUUUUUUGCUGUUCAUCAAUAAAAUGUUAAAAGUUUA